Phytophthora infestans T30-4 is the source of this 1101-nucleotide messenger RNA. RefSeq lists its product as uncharacterized. The transcript has 2 exons. The record is from RefSeq and is a predicted model, not a curated record. NCBI's taxonomy places the organism in Eukaryota, Oomycota, Peronosporomycetes, Peronosporales, Peronosporaceae. The coding region runs from base 1 to 1101 and encodes 366 amino acids.
AUGAGCGCGUACCUGCACGGGUACGACGGCUACUAUCCGCAUUCUCAUUUCCGACAGCCACUAUCUGCUGGACCACUAGCGUCCUACGACUAUGAGGACGACGAUUUUUCCGACUUUGACGUCGUUGAACGGGAUAUCGAUGCAGAAAUCGAGGCAAGACUGCGGCAUGAGCAGCCACGUGCACGUCACCCUCCUCCGCCGCCACCAGCACCCCGCACAGUCUCCCAACGAAUGCUGCAAUCACUGCAGCAACACCGCGCGCAGAAUCGAAAUGCUGCUGCUUUGUUGCCGCCACGUCGACGCUCACUGACAGACACAUUCGACACGCCUCUGUCCUCGCGCUCGGGAGGAUCCUCGUGUACCGACCGACUCGAAGCUCGAAUCUCUAAAAGUUUCUUGGCGAGACGAGACAGCGGACCCGGACUUGCUGCUGUUGUUGAAGGACAAGAUGUAUCGAUGCUGUAUUCCGGAAGAAGAACGUAUCCGGCAGAGUCACUCAGGACGACCGAGCACGCUAGAAUGUCGUAUAACAGGAUGACACCGCAGGAGACCAGGAUGAAGGAGAUUCUGGAGAAGGAGCGAGCUACGAGGGUGUUCAGAACGCAGAUGUCGAACCAUGAGGUGUCAUUUCAAGCGAAAAAGGAUAAUGGAGUCAGGUUCCACUUCAGAAGAGGAUCGUCUGUGGACAACGAUGUGUUGAACGGACAGAUGGGCAGAUUGGCGUUAACGGACGGAAGAUCGGAUGCGGGCGCAGAGACAUCGUUGGUGAGAGCACAACUUGCGAAGCGUGUGACGGAUCCGGAGUACACGGCGUUGGCCUCGCAACUGGCUGAGAUCGAAACACUCGUUGAUGGAAUCGAGAGCUACAUGAAGACCCCUUCGUUCUCAACAUUGGCUAUGCGUGUGCUAAAGGAAUUGGAGCUGCUGACUAGCACAACGCAGCAGAUCCGUACGAACGGAACGACGUUGAUUUUGGCAAAUGUGGGAAAGCACCAGAAGGCCGACUUCACGCAGGCACUUCGACGUCUGGUGGCUCGAGCGGCUUCUGCUCAGAAGCGCAUCGGCGCUCUGAUGCACGUGGUCAAGAAGCUUGUGGUAUAA